UGCCCCACAACGUCCCGAGUCCACGUCCACAGCGGUGCGUCGUGAGACAGGUCGCGCGGUCCCGUGUCCGCGCGCGUCUUAAGUUGCAGUGUGCGGCCGCGUGUUGUUUGAGUAACGCGGACGGCGCGUGCGAUGCGAUCCCGGUCGCGGAUUAUCGGCGGCACGACGACCAGGACGAUUGCACUGGCACCGGCAUCCGGCGGCGACGACGACGACGACCAUCACCACGAUCGCGACCACUACCACAGCCACUGCGGUCGCGACGGACCGCGUUAUUGCAUCAUAAUUCAACGUCCCGCCGUUGACGCACCUCCACCUACGGGACGCCGACCAGACAACUGCGACAUCGACGGGCAUGGCCGAAGCGGUGACGAGUCGCUAAAGCACGACCAAGACGGACGACGGAGAUCGAGCCACGUUCGUGGAUAUACCGGCUCGACCAAGACAUUCGACUGUGACGUUGCACGAAUACUAAGCAAGAAUGAGCAUAAAGAAGAAACCCAAAGAAGACGACCACGAAGCAUUGGCCGGAGAAGAAGAAGCUGUCACAGGUAUAGAUAGUCAAAACUAUGUACUCGUUCCUCCGGAUGGCGGAUGGGGCUGGCUGGUGCUCCUGGGCAGCACAUUGGUCAACAUGUUGAUUCCAGGCACGCUUAAAUCUUUUGGAGUACUGUUCGUGGAAUUCACUGAAGCGUUUCAUGCGUCAGAAACCGCAGCCUCAUGGAUACCCGCCAUUUGCUAUUUUCUCUAUUGCUCUUUAGGUCCUGUUUCGAGUUAUUUGUCAUCAAUAUACUCAUAUCGUACAGUAACGCUAAUUGGAGGCACUUUAGCUUCUCUGGGAUUGAUGCUCUGUUAUUUUGCGGAUUCAAUCACCUUUCUAUACUUCAGUUACGGGAUGAUGUUUGGCUGCGGCGCAGGUCUGGCGUUUCCACCCGGCAUAUUCAUCGUGACAUCGUAUUUCGUCAAAUAUCGCGGAUUCGCCAACGGAGUGGCCAUAUCGGGAAGUUGUCUUGGUUCCAUGUUCCUGCCGCCGUUCCUGGGCUACCUAAUCGAACACUACGGAUACAAGGAGGUGGUGCUGAUACUCGGAGCUCUUACGCUCAACGUGUGGGUGGGCGCGAUGCUGUACCAUCCAGUCGAGCAGCACAUGGUCAAGCAGUACGUGGACGAGUGCGAGUGCGCGGACGACGGGCUGGACAGCGGUGGCGAAGCGGAUGCAGUGGUGACGUCGUCGGUUUCCCUGGCCGUGGCCGCGGCAAAUUCGAUGGCCGGCGGCAAGAGUUUGACAGAACUGCGCCGGUGCGUCGACGACGACGACGAUGACGGGAGGCACCAGGAGACGGUGUCGCUGCUGGCGCAGAACCUCAACGGUUACGUGAUUGUAAACGAGCUGAACGCGUCCAGCGUCAAGGUGCCAGCGGACGACCGGUACUUGCUGGCCAGUGGCGGAGUGGCGAUCAUCGCGGCGGUCAACAGCAAGUCAGUGRCGCGGCCGCUAGGUAGCGGUUCCUGUUCGCCAAAGWCACUGCAGGCUUUCAGCAGUUGCGGUCUGUUGCGGACUACCAGCGGCGGUGCGGCCGACCACAUGCAGCUGCAGCACCACAACUUGCACUACCAGCAUCAGCACUGCAGUAACCUUCAGGCGCCGGUGUUCCGGGGCGCAGCCGGGUCGUCGUUGUCGUCGCUGAGGUAUGUCAGCACGCCGUUCCACGGCAGCACGUUGGUCAGCCUGUACGAGGAGUCACAGCCCAAGAAGAAGCAGCAGCAAGAGCAGCGCCGGCGGCAGAGGCGAGAUAAGCGGGACAAACGGCGGUCCGGUAAGCAGCAUGAGCAGCCGGAAGCCGAUAAUGGCGACGCGUCCGUCGAGCAGCAUACGUCGUCCCGAUGCAAGACCGUGGCCGGCGCGCUGCAAUUGCUGUCCGACCCGCUGUUUAUCGUCAUACUCGUGUCCAACGCCACCACGGCCAUCGGGUACACGAACUCUGCCAUCCUGUUGCCGUCGUAUGCCAUCAGCAUCGGCCACGACAAGAGCAGCUCGCAGUACCUACUGUCCGUGGUGGCCGUGCUCGACCUCGUAGGCCGAGUGGGUGGAAGCACACUGUCUGACUGGAUCCGCCUGGAUAAGCGGUACUACUACUUAAGUGGGCUCGUAUUGUCCGGCGUCGCACUGUUCGUGCUUCCGUUCGCCGACGACUACCCGACCAUGUGUUUCGCGUGCGCCGCGUUCGGACUAGGUUCUGGCGUUGUGGUCGGCAUCACGGCCGUCAUAAUGGUCGACAUGCUGGGCGAGGAGCGGCUGUCCUCGUCGUACGGAAUAUCGCUGUUCUGCAACGGGCUGGUGCAGCUCAUCGGGCCGCCCGUGGCCGGAUACAUUUUCGAGACUAUUGGCUCGUACAAGCCCGUGUUCCACGGCAUGGGUGUCAUACUGCUGUUCGGUGCUUCAACAUGGCUGGUGACGCCGUUUUUCAAGAAGAACCAUCACCGCCACUGACUGUUGCGAUCGCCACUUAUUAUCUAGAACAAUUUACUACUAUACACUUAGGUACACACGCUUGUACACACACUACACACACAGACAUACCAUAUACAUAAUAUAGGUACAUACAAAUACACGAUUCUAAUUUCUAGUAUUACUUAAGUAUGAUAUUAUAUACAAUAAUUACAUAUAUUUACAUAUAUAUCUGACACUURGGUAAAUAAUAUUAUACGCCAUACUACGUAUCAAACAAGUUUCUAUACUCCCAGUGGCGUAAUAUGGGUGUUGCUAGUGUAAAAAAUAUUAUAGCUGCACUGGCAACACCAAAUCGUUUUUGGCUGUUGCAAAAGUAACACCUAAAGUAUUCGAAUGCGUUUGGGGCGUGGGUCCUUCGUCGUUGUGUGUAUUUUUGAAAAAUAACAUAAUCAACUCUUUACUCGAUUAUCUAAAUGUAAUUUUCUAUAUUAAGAUAAUAAGACGGUUAUCUUCACGGUUGUUACCGCAUGUCAAUUAAAACCAUAAUUUGGUUCUUCGUCGAUAUUUUACAGUUAAUUUUUUUUUAAUGUGACGAUAACUUUGAUUAAACUUAUUUUUGUGUCACAGGAAGAAUUGAGGCAUUCAAAAUACAGACAAGGAGGUCUGAAUAUCCAUUAUUGUAUCAAAAGAAAAUUUGCAACAUCAAAAAUGUGAAUUAAAUAUUAUGCCACUGAUAUAGUAUACCAAUGAUGUUUAUCAUAUUAUUAUAUUACAAUAAUUUAUUAAAUACUUAUUUCAGUUAUAUAUUAAUAAUUUAAGUACGUCGCCGUGUACAAGAGUCUAGUCCGUUAAUCAGAGGGGAUAUUUUCAUUUAGACAUCUAUCCCUCCUCCUUAUGAGCUGGGGUAUUUAAGGAUAUCUAGUGAAUCCCGGAAUACCGUGUCCGCAGAGACGACGUGACGAAGAUCGGUCGAUUGCGGCGCACAACCAUCAUACGCG
Messenger RNA from Diuraphis noxia (Russian wheat aphid), 3450 nucleotides. RefSeq names its product solute carrier family 16 member hermes (gene hrm). NCBI's taxonomy places the organism in Eukaryota, Metazoa, Arthropoda, Insecta, Hemiptera, Aphididae. The record is from RefSeq and is a predicted model, not a curated record. Gene Ontology annotation, biological process: transmembrane transport; monocarboxylic acid transport. Gene Ontology annotation, molecular function: monocarboxylic acid transmembrane transporter activity.